This is a messenger RNA of Aphidius gifuensis, 1014 nucleotides long. RefSeq names its product keratin, type I cytoskeletal 9-like. The record is from RefSeq and is a predicted model, not a curated record. NCBI's taxonomy places the organism in Eukaryota, Metazoa, Arthropoda, Insecta, Hymenoptera, Braconidae. The transcript has 4 exons. The coding region runs from base 1 to 1014 and encodes 337 amino acids.
AUGAAAAAUCUUGGUGAAGUAAAACGAUCAAAAAGAGUUCUCAGAUAUUUAAAAGGCAGUAUAGAUACCAAGCUUGUAUAUAAAAGAACUGGUAAACAAUUAUAUGGUGUUGCUGAUGCUGAUUGGGCAGGUGACAGAAAUGAUAGAAAAUCAUAUACUGGAUAUGCUUUCAUAUUGGCUGGUGCCAGUAUAUCAUGGGAAUCAAGAAAGCAAAGAACUAUCGCUUUAUCUAGCACUGAAGCUGAAUAUAUGAAACAUCAGAGUCAACCAGAGAAGCGUUAUACUUGCAAGAGCUAUUUCGUCAGAUUGCACAACAUGAUGAAUGACAAUCAGCGUAACCUAGUAGAACGCAAAAGAGCUGAAGAACACAAAGCUAGACGUUUGCAACGGCUAGCAGCUCGUCGUGAAGCUGUAGAACUUGAACAACAACUAUUAAUUGAAGAAGAAAUUGCCGAGGGUAUUAUUCGUGAUCCUGAACCAGUUUUCAGUCAGAAUGAUAAUUCUGCUGGUGGACGUGGUGGUAAUACUGCUGGUGGACGUAGUGGUAAUUCGGGUGGAGGAGGUGGUGAUAAUUCUGAUGGAAGUAAUAAUUCUGCUGGAGGAGGUGAUAAUAAUACUGCUGGUGGACGUAGUGGUACUUCGGGUGGAGGAGGUGCUGACAAUACUUCUAGUGGACGUGGUGGUAAUUCAGGUGGAGGUAGUAAUUCUGCUAGUCAACGUGGUGGUAAUUUUGGUGGAGGUUCUGCUGGAAGAAGUGGCACUGAUCAUAAUGAUGAAACGAAUGUUUCUGAUAUUUAUAAACAAGAAGCAAAAAAGUGGCGCCAAAAGUUUUUCACAUUGCUUCGUGGCGAAAACGAUCAAAAUAUCAGUAAUGACCAACGUGUUGGAAAUUUAGAUAGGGGCAAUCCAUAUGGUGGUAGACGUGAUGGUCGUGGUGGACGUGGAAGACGUGGUGGACGUCGUGGACGUCGUGGAAACAACGGUGGUGUUAAUUACAUUUUUUAUUCUCGUUAA